This is a messenger RNA of Amoebophrya sp. A25, 6972 nucleotides long. The record is from the annotation of a GenBank genome assembly. NCBI's taxonomy places the organism in Eukaryota, Dinophyceae, Syndiniales, Amoebophryaceae.
CUUCAAUAUCAAUGUUCUUGAUAUUUUUGAAAAAUCCUCGCUGCAUCAUUCUGCGCUGCUGCGAGCAGUCGAGGCUUUCUAAUCUAGUGAUCACUUUUUCUAUGGAGAUGGCAAAAGAAGCUAGUAUUAAACUACUACGUCUUCGUCACUUCUGGUAAGACAAGUAGAUUUGACUACAUAAGUAUUUCAACUAGAAGACCCACACUUACACAUGAGCGUUUUUUAGAGUGUGACUAGACUUUACGCUUCAUAGACAUAUCGUCCGAUAGUUGACAUAGGGGGUAUUUCAACUUCAUCAACUAGAACAGCCACGUCGUCGACGCCUGCACCGAUAAAUACGAAUUAGUAGAAUUAUGGCUCGUCUCGUUUCCGCUGCUGAUGUACGUUCCUCGUGGGCUGCUGAUUUGCGAUCAUCGCGGACGACGACGUCAAAGACACGAGAUGUAGACAAGCGCUACGAGGCGAGUGAGAAGACAUCACGCGCUUCAUUGCUACUAGUACCUGGACUGCCUGCGCCAGGCUACUCGGGUAUCCCACGUCGGCGCACCACUGCUGACAGUGCGAGUGAAGAGAAUAGCAGUGUGGACGACGGUUUUGCGGAAGUGGACCGUGAUUUUCGCGCUCCUCCACAGCCGUCGAAGGUCGUGCUGACGAGAGCAGCACCUCCAAACCAACGAGAGCGAGACGACGAGGUCGGAGAAGAGGAAGAACAGGAAGGAUCUGCGAAAAGCUCGUCAUCUGGAGCAGCAGUAGAACUCGGUGCAGGAGUGUCUCGUCGACACAAUCAAGAUAGAGGACCUGCGACUGUGAAUGAAGAAAAGGAUUAUGAUGAUAGUCCUCGGACAAGGAACGAAAACGAUGGUGCGCAUCGCCGAGCGCGACGAAUCCAGCACAACAGGGAAAGAGGGCACUGUGAAGGUCAGGCUUCCAGUAGCGAAGACGAUGGCAAUAGAAAAGCCAGCGUUGCGUCAUCAAGUGGUGGACAUCCAGAAGAAAUCGAAAGCGACGACGAGGUUGACGAACAAGCAAUCCGGCCUAGUGCGAGAACGCGGAAUGAGAAGGCCCCCAAGAUACAAAGCGCGUCGAGAAAACAAGUGCGGCACCGACGACAUAGCAUCGACAGCGUCGACAGUGUUGCAAGCGCCGUCAGUUCUCCCGCGAACGAAAAUGAAGAAGCCUCGGGUAGCGGCGAAGAAAAAAACGCUAGGAGCGACGCUUCCGCAGUUUCCGUAGCAUCAAUUGGUGAGAAUUCAUCUGGCGAAGAGGAAGAGCAACGCCCGGCGCAGCGAAUUGGUGAAAAACAAAAUCGCUCCCAGAUGAGAGCAAGAGGUGAGAACACAGCUACAAAAAGUUCGAGCCGACAAAAGACAGACGCGAGAGCCAGAAACUACAAGCAGCCAGAGCUAUUGCGGCGCCAGCAGCGUCAGGAGAACUGGCAUGAUCGAAGAAUGCCCGCGAGGUUCGUUGCCGCUGAGUCCUCUGACGAGGAGUCUGUGCCGUCUCUAGGAGCAGGACGCAGCGAGGCGGCUGCGGACCGAGAAAGAGACGGCACUACUGCAAGGCGCGACAGCAGAAGAUCACACCGCCGUGUCUUGAAUUCUAGAAAUGAUCGUGAUCAUCAUCACUUUAAUAGAAAUUCCAAGCCGAUUCCAGGACAAAGAGUUGUAAGAGAUGAUGAUCCUCGCUUUCCGAGUGGACGGGGCUUCAACUUCGAUAGGUCGUCCCGACAACGAGGUCGUGAUGGGCGCGGCGAUGGUGCUGGUCUUCACAGACGAAUGGACCAAGAGAGUCGUAAAUUUGAGCUAGAGGAUGCUGUGGGAGAUGAUCAUGCGAAGGACUCUCCUGAGAAAGAUAAAGGGAAUGCAGAUGUUGAAGCUAAAGACGCUGCGAACCGUCGAGACGAAAGCAGAGCUAGAGACGCGAACGAUAAAGGAGAAGGCAAAGAGCGAAAGAAGAAGAUCUCGACUCCUCCCAAGAUUUCGGAUAGUGUGAAAUCUUCCGCAGACGAAGAGAAGAGCGACGAAAAUGAAGCACCGGAAAACGCUGGGAUGGAAGCGGGCUCAAACAACGUGGACGUCGGUGCAGAAGUCCCUGACGAGAAAUCUCCGCGUCGAUCAUCUCAAGCGGAAGCCGCGGAGGAGUCUGGCGACGAGCAGGCGGAUCCCACGAGCAAAGCGGAGCCGAUUCAUGAGAGUGAUGACGAUCGUGUCGAUUCCCGCUGCCCCCGGUCUAGCGAGAAAACCACACAGAAGAAGGAAGAAGCUGACGGCAAGAACGUGGGGACAGCGCGUCGCAGGUCUACGCCGCGCGAGGCUUCCAGCUCACGAGCGAGAGACACGAAGAGUAGAAGGGACGAUGAGGAAAAGGAAAAAUUACCUUCAGGGUCUCGUGCUGCCAGAAGAAAAAGAGACCCUAGUCAGAACCGAAGCAGAAGCAGAGCUGCGAGCCCUCGACGAGGUGUCGGACGCGGACAGAACGACAAGAGAGCAGACUCACGUACUUCCAGGGUCAAGGGUGGCCAUUCUCAAAGCAACGGGCAGCGCGAGAAACGCGAUCUCAGUCGGCGCCGCCGCGAUGGUGCGCGAGCUCAGAAAGACGAAUCUGGGGCAGCCGAUCGAAGUAGAGGCCGCAACAAGAAGACAUCAAGGCCGCGGGAGCAAGACAGGCAUAGUGCAUCGAGAAAUGCAAAGCGCAAUAAACGGUCUCCAUCCAACGGCGCAAGACGUGAGAAGCGAUCCUUUCCACGAGGACACCGCCGAGGCAAGCGCUCACCGUCACAUCAGAGGAAGCGGUCCCCAUCACGCGAACGUAAGGUGGAGCGGUCGCUGUCUCCACGACUGGAUGAGAAGAAGCGAUCCGUAUCGAAACGUCGCGACUUUGAUAGGCGUUCUUCUUCUUCGUCACGACCACGAGGAGCACAAAAAGACAAGCGAUCAGCGUCACAUCGACGGAACAAAAGGCCAUCGUCGGUUAAGAGAGACACUGCAGGAGGUUCUCGCUUUCGUACGCGACGGGGCAGGAGAAGCGAUAUCGAAAAGAAAGCUGGUAAAGAGGCAGAGAGCGAUGCUAAAGUGAAGACUGAUGAAGAACGCAAAAGAGCAGAUGAUGAUGAUGAUCCCUCUCUUCAUCUUGGAGAAGGAGACUCCGCCAGAAUGAAUCUCGUGGAUCGCAAUGCUUCCGGCGAGCCGAACAUUGAGGAGUCGAACAACAAGAUGAGCAGCUUAUUUGUGAUGGACUUCAGCAACGCCAAGCCUUACAAAUACAAUCCUGGAAACAUGAAUCUCGUCACAGAGGGUGGUAAUCCAUCUGUCACGGCUCGAUCGAGCCCGGCUUUAUUGGGCACAGACAAAGCGGAGAAUCUUCACGAAGUAGCAAGUGCUGCUAAUGGUGAAGUGCCUGCCUCGUCUGCUGCUCGGCCUACAAGGGCUACCGCGACUCCUGGAGGCCAGGACGCUGAGCACAAUGCUGAGGACUCUGCAGUACCGCUGUCUCGUCUAAAAAGAUUGGCGCAGCGCUCAGUGUCCCCCGAUCGGCGCAGCGACGCGAAGUCACGCGGCAGAGCAGAAAAGUCAGAGGGCCGCAGUCCGAGCCGAACUAAACAAAAGAUAAAAGCUAGCUCACGGGCUGGCCCUUCUUUGGGUCGAAAUCGCCAUUCUCGUGAUUCACGACGAGGACAUAGACUGCGUCGCAAACGAUCAGACGAGCGAAAAAGUACAACUAGAGACAGAAGAGAUGACAGAGGUCGUAGAAGGAGCAGAGCGAGAAGUCGCGCAGGUGCUCGAUCUCGAUCCGCUUCACGCGCACGUGAGAACAGGAGGCCUGAAAAAAGAGGAGGAUCCAGUCGCAGACGUCGUGCGGCGAAAAGAUCGAGAAGCUGGAAAAAGUCUAGAAGCCGUGCCGGGUCGUCAAGGAGAUCUUCCGUGGCCAACAAAAGACGCCGAGAAGACAAGAGCAGAAAAAAAGCGAGCAGCUGUGACCGUGAGCGCAGCAGCAACAACGAAAAGGCCGCAACCUCUUCGAAAGAGAGAACAAUUUCCAAACAGAGGAGAAAAGCGAGUAGAAGUCGCGAGGACCACGGCGCGUCUACCACGAGCAGGGGCGACGCGAAGAAAAGGCGCCGCUCCACUGGAAAGCGCUCCGUUCUGCCACCGGGUCUAGGAAACGUUGAUCCAGACGUGUAUGCCUCUGUCAUCGACUCAACUGUGGCAGACGAGGUGGACGAACGCGACUCGAGCAUUGCUGUGGAGCUGCUCGAUGGGAUCACAUCAGCGAAGAGUAUGGCAAAGAAGGAACGCGCCCAGCGUCGCAACAGACUAUUCGAGCAUCUGGUGGACCAGAGCACACUCGGUAGGGAAAAGAAAAAAAGCGUCUUCCAGGAUGCAAAGUAUCCCCUUCUUAUUUGCUUUGUUUACAACCUAUUGAAGUUGGUGCUCUAUACCUUCUUCUCGAACCAACAGACUGCCUUGUUAUCGUCCAAUUCUGUUUUUAUAUAUAAGUAGUACUCAGAAGUAUUUCCAUUUUUCAGCUGGUGAAAGUCGUGACGAGUCUGUUGUGAUGAAGUCGUGUAUUCGGUUCUUAUAUAUAUCAUUCACUGUGAUAUUUAGCUCUGUAAGUAAUAUUUUUGCCUACUCGUAGUCGUAACGAGUCGUUGUACAACUAGGACGCCGCGGCGAAGUAAGUAGAAGACGUCGGGAUGUAAGGGAAAUACCGUUGUUAUUGUUGUUGUAGAAGUAAAAGUGAAUCUAAAUGUAAAGUACUCAUCGGUAUCAGCAUCUUCAGGUCUGCCGCAAAGGGCGUUGCUGGAAGCCUGAAGCCAUUGUCAACCGUGAUUUUGGGACCGGGCAGCAAGAAGGUGGCAGAUUCUAUGAAGAAAGCGCUAGCAGAUGGCUGGCUUCGAGACGGCGUUCCUGAUCCUCUAGACAGUAACAUUCGCAUCAGGGUGCCGGCUAACCGUACGGAUUUCGUCGCAGAGCUGUUGAACAUCGACAAGUGCAGUUGGAAGAAGGCCUUUUUCGAGCAGACACGGUGCAAGACGUUUCUCGUGGGAGAUAGCGCGCAACAUGCGAAGAACAAAAAGAAUGCUAAAAUAUUGGAUUCCGGCGAUGCAAGUGGAGAUAGAAAAAGCGCUAAAAGGAGUUCUGACAGGAGAAGCCGGUCCAUUUCAAAUCGACAUGGUCGAGUGGGCAGAGGUCGUGGUAGAACAAGUCGUAGUCGCAGUCGACGAGGUGGUAGACGAGCUGGUGGCGAAGAUGAUAACGAGGAGGACAGCAGGGACGAGGCCGCGACGCUAGUUGUGCAGGGCGCAAGCUGUGAGGAGCUGCGAAAACGAAUCGACGACAUUCUCGAGCUUGACGAGCGCGGCCGCCGAGAUCUUAUAGCCGGUCAUCCACCGGUCAGUGUGGAGGCAGCAUCUAGACGAGACCAGAAAUCUUCGGGUCCUUUUGUUCAGGUGCUUGCAACUGAGAAAGCGGGAGCAUCGCUUGCGGAUAUCAAUGCAGCUGGUGGUCUACAACGUAAUGGCGUAAAUGGUGCAUCGAACAAAAAUGUUGGUACUAGUACUGCCAACAACAUGUUGUUGAUGAAUGGAAGCACUGCUUCUGUAACAGCUGGUGUGGUGACCAAUAAAGGCAACAGCGCUGGCGUUCUCAUACCUGGUACUGUAGUGGUUCCUCCGUCCUCGCACGGUGCGGGUGUCGUGCAGCGCACUGCGGUCUUGGGCGGAGACGCGCGGGACAAAGUGAAGUGUCACGAAUCGGUGGCCUUUUUCCUGAAGACGAGCGAGCACGCGCAGAUUUUUGAGCGGCACUGCAACGUCGCGGUUCAGUGCUCGCCGAGCGAGAAGGACGUCGUCUUCAUUAGCGGUACCGCUGAGACGAAGGCCAAUGCCUUGAAUGUGCUGAAGCGUGCGAUCAUGCACGCGCAGUGGGGUUCUUCUACACUGCGUUUGAAGCAACUGUUCGCUCCACGGCAGGAGCAAAAGAAAGACUCUAUUUGUUGCCGGCUCACUCCCAUGACCAACGCGCUUCCCGCCCACGAGAGUAUGCUAUCCGCGGCGAAGAGCCGGAUCAAAGUUGGCAAGGACAAAGAGAAAGUCGACCUGGUUUAAGGCUCGUCCUCCUAGUUUUCGUUCAUAUCCCAUGGCCACCAUGUGGGUGUGGACAUGGUCCACAUCCUAGGCAGUGCUGGAAAACAAAUUUUUCCACCUGUAGAUAUUCAAAGACGAGCCUCGAAGGGAACUAACCCUCCCCUUCGAGGUGAAGUCCAGCACUGUCCUUUGGGUAAAACACAUCAUGAUGUGGAUAUUAAUGAAGAACUACGACUAGUACCUCGUCUAAUUUGUGCUCGAACAUCCGGCCAUCAGUCGCCAGCAUUGCAUUAUCGACUACGAUCAUCGCAAAGGAGGUGUUUUCAUCCAUGAUUACUCGACCAACGGAACCUACCUCAACAGCAAACGGCUGCCACCAAAGGGAAAGCAGCGUGUUUUUCUCUGCCACGGUGACGAAAUCCUAUUCAAAAAUGAGCAGGGAAAGGACGAGGAAUUCGGCUACAUUGUAAACCUCGUAGCAACCGGAUGAUAAGGAACCCGUUCCCAACUAUGACUAGCGUUUUCUUGUUCUCGUAGCAGCGGGACGACUCCAGAAACCUGCUCGCGACUAGGGCCAACGGCUGUAGUUCUUGUUGUUAUGUAUUAGCUAACGUCGAUCCGCAAAUCAGUUACUUGAUGAGUAAGUACAAGAACCCAUACACACACUGUACUAGACGAGGCUACAAGAUUCAUUGAUGUAGCCCAGUGGCAGUUGUAGCGCUGACAUACCCCAUCCCCCUCCUAAAUUUAACACGCCCGGCCCGGGUUUGUGAGUUUUUCGUUUAUAAUAUGAAAAACGCCGUGUCUCCGCAGGUUACAACGUGAAAGUGUAGACGUUGAAUAAAACGUCUGCUACAGAUAGACACCUACUGCUAUAUAGGAGGCUC